Ostertagia ostertagi is the source of this 885-nucleotide messenger RNA. The record is from the annotation of a GenBank genome assembly. Lineage: Eukaryota; Metazoa; Nematoda; Chromadorea; Rhabditida; Trichostrongylidae.
AUGGAGGUCCCGCCGCCGAGGACGCCGGCUCCCCGUGGUGGGGAGGAUGGGGAGAUUGGAAGAGGAUCGAUAGGUCAUAUCGUAGCAGAUCGCGCGGGAGGCACGCUGAAGACGCGCCGGACAGCAAGAGAUCUCGACCGAUAUAAAAAGGGACGCCACAGGACGUCAGGAAGAACUUCUGCAUCGGCUCCGGCCGACUUCAACCCCCCUUUUUUGUGUUUUUUACACAUUGUAUUGUGUUUGUUGUUCUUUUCUAAUAAAGUUGCUUUCUGGUUUUCGUCGAGCUGUCUAAACCGGAGGAACAUCCGACAAGGCGAUAAAAGGGAUUCAAUUAGUCCCACAGAACUACGAAUGGAUGGUGCAGCUGCUGACAAAAAAUAUGGUAACAAGCCAGUGAACCGAGCACGCAUCGUGAGGAAGCUCCAUAACCUGCAAAAAGCGGAUAGAAGCGCAGAAAGCAACGAAGCUGUGUUUGAUCAAAUAUGCAUGUUACUGAAUCAGAUGAUUUCCGCUGGCCAAGACAUUCGCAAUACGAACGACGCCAUGUGGAUUGAGACCAUCUUGGGUAAAUUUCCUCAAGAAAUAGUCGAGCCAGUGCUCAUGAAAAUGCGGGAAAAAGAAGAUACCACCGUAGAAACAGUUCUGGAAAUGGUUGAAGCUGAAAUAGCAACAAAAGCAUAUGUACAAGCGCGGCUGAACUCGGCUCCUAUAAAGAGAAAGGAGCUUGGCUAUAAAAAUGCAAUUCUCGCCUUGCGGUCUGAUGCCGCCUAUUUUCAUCGCCGUUUCGUUCUUCGCUUCGCAUCGCUGUUGGCACCGUCGUUGGCACCGUCGUUUCAUCUCGCCAGCUUGGAUAGAGCCGCCAUCGUCACGAUCAAUCGACUUGCG